Messenger RNA from Ilex paraguariensis (yerba mate), 267 nucleotides. Lineage: Eukaryota; Viridiplantae; Streptophyta; Magnoliopsida; Aquifoliales; Aquifoliaceae. The record is from the annotation of a GenBank genome assembly.
AUGAGGAUGUUUUGUUUCCGCUUGAACGCCUCAGUGAAGGUUUCUGGUUCUCCUCUCCCAGGAGGUGGUAAUGCUUUCGAGUUUGGUUGGGGCAAGUUUAGAUUUUACAGUGUUACCACAGCUUCCUCGAUGAGGGUGUUUUGUUUCCGCUUGAACGCCUCGGUGAAGGUUUCUGGUUCUCCCCUCCCGGGAGGUGGUAAUGCUUUUGAGUUUGGUUGCAUAAAUCAUUGGGAGACGGUUUCAAACUUGGGUUAUUCAGAUUGUUAG